Molecule: messenger RNA, 3531 nt
Organism: Orbicella faveolata
Lineage: Eukaryota; Metazoa; Cnidaria; Anthozoa; Scleractinia; Merulinidae
Product: histamine H2 receptor-like
Biological process (GO): G protein-coupled receptor signaling pathway
Cellular component (GO): membrane
Molecular function (GO): G protein-coupled receptor activity
Source: RefSeq, a predicted model, not a curated record
GCCGGUCCCCGGCGUCGCCGUCGUGCACGUUGGUGGCUUAACUCCCUUACCCAAAAAGCACGGGGCAAUUUCGACUCAAUGUGCAAAGACUUAAAAAUGCUCAGAGAAUCUAAACUGAGCAGUGCAGAAAAUAUUCAAAUAAUGUUUACUUAGAUGCUCUGCGCAACCAAUUCAAAUGUUCCUAUCUGGUGUCAUAAGAGCUGGUCGCCAUAGAUCUACUUGAUCAGGACGCGGAUAGCAGCCGCCUGGCUAAUGAAAAACGAGUAUACGCACUUAUAACACCGACAUUGAUUAGAACUUCCAAGCCUUGCCACCAUGGGUGUUGUAGGUUGGGGUCGCCGUUUGACAGUUCUGCGUUUGGAAUAACCUGCAGGUGUAUCUGUGUAUCUAUCGCGUGCGCAGAUUCUUCACGCAAGCAUGAAAGGGGAGGGGUGUUUCAAUUCUAACAGGAAUAUUUCACCUUUUUUUUUUCUUUUCUCUUUUUUCUUUUUUCUUUUUUUAAUGACCUACCUCAUAUGAGCCUUCCUGUAGUUUAGCCGGAUAAAGCGUCAAACCGCUGUGCGGAAGUCCAUAGGCCCGCCUUCAGUUGGUAGAGCUUUUUUGUGUACGUGACUGCCGUUGAGGGCAGCUGUGCCCUGUUAGCCAUUGUCUUGAAAGCAAUAGCCUUAGAUCCUAUCUAGGUUACAAAGGUAGCCUCUUGCAGGCGUUCAGUUAUAUCAUGGAGGGUUAGGCCGCAAACUUUGGACAAGUAUAUUAUCUGGUGUAUCAGCACAAAUUGCUGAGUUUUUUCAUUGAUUUUCUUAAAAACCGUUCAAAGCCAAAUCGGGCCUCAGUGCAGAAUUUAUUACAUUGUUAUGAUAAUGAAAUUAAUAUACAUAUGCGUUUGCUAAGAAACUUACUGGCGAGAUAACUCAGCAGCGAACCCAGUCGCAUCCUAUCCAAGCACCGUUCGAUAUCGUACAUAUUCUCUUGCUCUUCAUUCUGGGUUUGUUCCAGACCAGAGUGCUUCCCAUCUCUCAUAACACAGGUCAGCGUAUUACACUAUUAUUUUCUAUUGUUAUUUGGAAGACACUAUUUGUCAACAAAGGCCUAUACGUUUUGAUCCCAUAGUCACGCUUCUUUCACAUUCAGUUAGUACAUCUGUUGGAGCUAGUGCGUAGAAACGGCUAAUGAAUGUAAACAAACGAGAAAAUAACUGACAACACUAUGUCCAAUAGAAAAUAGAAAAUAUCAUUUUUUUUCCAAGCUGGAGCUUAGCGUGAAUUAAUUAGCAGUUUUGUCUUCAAGCGAAGAAAAAUAUGAAAUAUUAAUGACUGAUUUGUUUUUCUCUUGCUCUUUAAGCCACACGUUUUGAAACACGCAAUUAAGUGAACUGAGGAUAUGUUUCUUUUUACACAAUCUUGAAAUGAAGAAGCCUCUAGGGAUUAUAUUCUGAUGAUCGAGUAAUGAGCUAUCAAAUUUCCUUUUUUGCCGAGGAUUAGCCAUUGGUCAGACCUACCUAAAUGAAUAGAAUAAUAAUCAGUUUUAGAUUAUUGGGAAAUACAUCGAGAUAAAAGUCAAGUUCUCCACUCAACUGACACCUGGAGAAGAACACAUCAACUGGUGAACAUAACAGCUGAAUAACAGGAAGGCUUAAACGACAAGACCUCGGCAGGAAUUGAAAAAGUCAGGCUAGCUACAAACAACAACUGAGAUGAACGAAACAACCAGUCCUCCAGUCAUUUCUGCAAGGUCGCCGGCAUUUAUCUGGCUGGUGGUGUUAAGCUGCAUGUCUGGUGUUGUGGCAGUUGUUGGAAAUGCGGUCGUUCUCAUUGCUAUAUACCGUACGAAAGCUCUCCAUACAAUCUCCAAUUUCUUCAUUGCCUCGUUAGCAGCAGCCGACAUGGUGGUUGGAAUUCUCCUUAAUCCUCUCUUAUCUGCAAAAGCCGUCAUAUUUAGUUACCAGAAUCCUGAUCUCCCGAUCAGAGGCUCUGUGUUCGACAAAGUAGAAGAUUUUGCGUGGAUCCAAGCAGUGGUGGCGACUACAUUCGGUUUAACCGCCAUCAGUGUUGAUCGUUACAUCGCUGUGAAUUUCGGGCUCCGAUAUGAAGCUCUUGCUACCCUGAAACACUGUGCACUUGCAACUGCUUCCGUUUGGAUUACAUCUCUGGUCUUUGCAAGCGUUCGGUUAUUCAUCGACAAUCCCGACUAUCUAUCGAUUCUUUGGCUCGUCAUGGGAGUCAUAACUUGCAUUUUACCCUUUAUCAUUAUAACGUUCUGUUACAUGCAGAUUUUCAAGGCGGCUAAGCGACAAGUUCAGAAAAUAAAGCACGAAAACUCAUUGACAAGUCGCUCUGGCUUUCGGCGAAAGAACACUCAAGUCAGCCACGCUAAGACAGCGUUCACUGUUGCUAUAGUCAUUGUUCUCUUUGUUGUGUUGUGGGUACCAAGUCUUGUCACAGCAGUAGUCCAGGUCAGUUUGGCAGGAUCACAGAUGCCUAAGCAUCAAGUAAUUUUCACGAGAUUGGAACGCGUCGCAUGGCCUUGGGUCUGUUUUGUAGCGUAUCUGAGUUCGGCUGUAAAUCCUUGGAUAUAUUCUAUUCGGUCGAGACAAUUCAGAGCUGCUUGUUCACAAAUUUUCAAAUGCUUUGGAAGGCUCCGUCCCAGAAAUGAGCCAGAAUUGUCCUCAACUGAACGGGGAACCACAAUUCCUAACACUUCAGCUUGCUGCGAACCAAACACGGGAUAAUAAACCUGUAACAGGGGGACCCCUUUUCAUGAAGGUUUAAUUAAUCUAAAGAAAGUCUUCAUACAUGGCUACCCGUUCAACAACAAGACAAAUUUGAUACAAAUAAUUUAAAAUAAUAAUUUUUUAAGAGAGGUAUCUAAGAUGCUUCGUUAAAUUAACAAGCGCGGUUGGAAGAUAUUAAAACUCAAGCCUCUAUAGAAAUAGAAUGAGUGACACCUUAAUAAAACAGGUGGUAGGAAAUUAACAUCAGAAUAAGACCGAAUAGGCGCCAGUCCGUUUUUUUUUUUUUUUUUUUUUGAACUGAUUAGAAAGUUGACAGAUAUCAGGCUUUUAACUGGCCAGGCUAGGAGUUUCUUCUUGUUUAGUAUUAGAAAAAAAAAAUGUCCAAAAUAAUAUAUUUUAAGCCACUUUAAUUAAUUCAUUUGUCUAACUUUACUCAGCCAACCCUUUGUAAAUAGUUAAAACGAAGGCCGACAGUCAUAAUAAUAAUGGAAGUAACUGAUAUGAAGCGAAAAGUGUAUUUGCAUUUAGGGCCUUUGGAUUUGCAUUUAUUGUUUAAACAAGAAUUAAUCCUUUAAAGGGUGGUGUUUACGCAUAACUGAUAAGCAUGGUGGGCGACAUAUGCAGAUGUAAUGAGUGUUUGAUAAUUGGGGCUUUUUUAGGACAAUUUCCGAACAGAAGACGCUACUUAGCGGCACUCUACUGCACCAGCGUAUUUUUCUUAUUUUUAAAUUAAUUUAUUUUCUUAAUAACAAUGACGUGUACCUAUAAUGAGAAUAUUACCCUCACUGCCUAACAUUACU